GACAGGAGCAGCUGCUUUCCAAAACUUGGUCUCACUUAAACUAACCUUGUCCACAAUUACAAAAGUGCUUUCUGUUUAGACGGAGUUCAAACAGAGGACUUGAAUUUAUUCAUUGUCAUCUAUUCUAAAUUAAAUCUUGGCAGAAAAUAUACCGAAGGCUGGGCAUUAAAGGAUGGGAAUUUGUGUGUCAAAGGAGGUUUCAAAAGAAGAGCUAAGGAAAUCAAUCAAAAGGCAAAAAGAAGUACCUUCAGAAGAGGAAGAAGCACUUUUGGUUGCUGAGUUGAGGAGCCAGCUGAAGACUGUUUAUGGCCACAGCUCUCUAGGGUUGGCAAUGAUGGAAAUGUCAGAAAUCCCUAAAAUUACAUGGCAGGUAACAGAGGUAGAAAAACUGAAUGUGUCACAUAACUUCCUUCUUCGUAUUAGUCCCAGUGUCGAGAACCUAGUGAAUUUGGUCAUUCUAAAUUUGCUGGGAAAUCAGUUAGCUGCUUUGCCAAAAGAAAUUGGGUCGUUGAGGAAACUGAAGGUCCUGUUUGCUGACUGGAAUUGUCUCAAAGAAGUUCCAAAAGAGCUAAGCCGCUGCAAAAAACUCCAGGUUCUCAGUCUCUCGUACAAUAUGAUUUCAUCUCUCCCUGAGAGCUUUGAAGACCUGAGGCAACUGGAAAAGCUCAAUUUAAGCAACAAUCGGUUUGUGCAAUUGCCAACAUGUGUCUACCGGAUGAGGAGAUUGACCUUCUUGCACAUAGGCUGCAACAAAAUCAAAAGCAUUUCUGAAAGUGUUGGCCAACUGGAAAACAUGAGGAUAUUUAUUGCUGAGAAGAAUAGACUUAGAUUUCUGCCGAAAUCAAUCUGUUUACUGAGGCCGCUUGUGCUCCUCAACGUGAACUAUAAUGAGAUUGAAAAUCUCCCAACAAGCCUGCCCAUGCUGACUGAGUUGGAAAGGGUAGCCUGUCAUUCACUUGAUAAGGGCCUUCAUGUCAAAUGCAACCCCCUAGCAAAACCACUGCCAGACCUCAUACAUGAGGGCCUGGAACCGCUAUAUGAUUAUUUGAAGCCCAAAAGGGACCAUAAAUAAGAAUUGGUUUCUUUUUGAGUUUCUGAAUGUUUGUGGCCUGGAGGGGCUUGAGUUCAGAUUUCAUUUUGCAUCUGUUAGCUUGCUUCUGCAGUUAGACCUACAGAGCCACAACUUGUUUACGUCAUGUGAAAGCAACCAUUGUACUUAAGAAUACGAGUCAUGUAGAACAUGCAUCCUGGAUAUAUUUUCUAAAGCUCAGAAUAAAUUCAA
Stegostoma tigrinum is the source of this 1282-nucleotide messenger RNA. Its product is annotated as leucine-rich repeat-containing protein 30-like. Gene Ontology annotation, molecular function: protein binding. The transcript has 2 exons. The record is from RefSeq and is a predicted model, not a curated record. Bases 173 to 1072 code for a protein of 299 amino acids. NCBI's taxonomy places the organism in Eukaryota, Metazoa, Chordata, Chondrichthyes, Orectolobiformes, Stegostomatidae.